This is a messenger RNA of Argentina anserina (silverweed cinquefoil), 2642 nucleotides long. RefSeq names its product protein EXECUTER 1, chloroplastic. The record is from RefSeq and is a predicted model, not a curated record. NCBI's taxonomy places the organism in Eukaryota, Viridiplantae, Streptophyta, Magnoliopsida, Rosales, Rosaceae. Gene Ontology annotation, cellular component: thylakoid membrane. Bases 85 to 2121 code for a protein of 678 amino acids. Gene Ontology annotation, biological process: singlet oxygen-mediated programmed cell death; response to singlet oxygen. The transcript is spliced from 12 exons.
AUCCACAAACAAACCAGAGCCCUCAUCCAAACUUGAUAAGACUAGAACGCCAAAUCCCUCUCUCUCUCUCUCUCUCUCUCUCUCAUGGCUUCCCUCUCUGCUCCGACUCCAACUCCAACUCCAACUCCUCACAAGCUCACCUUCCCCAACCCCAAAUCCUACCCCUCCUCCGCCAAAUCCCCAUUCUACCCUUCCAGGUUCUCCGAUUCCUAUCUCUGCCGGUGCCGGAACCCCUCCUCUGACUCAGUCCAGUGGAGAUGGGACUCUGCCCUCCAGGACCUUGUCAGAACCGCCAUGAAGCGACUCGAUUCCUUCGUCAGUCCGAAUGCUGCCAAAGACGCGGCCGAGGAGGAGGAGGAGGAGGAGGAGCCCGACUGGGAUUGGGAUCGCUGGCGUCAGCAUUUCCUACAGGUCGAAGAACAGGAGCGCCUCGUCUCACUCCUCAAGACACAGUUGGGCCGCGCUGUGAAUAUGGAGGAUUUCGAGGAUGCUGCAAGGCUCAAGGUUGCCAUUGCUGCUGCUUCCACAAACGACGUCGUCGGCAGAGUCAUUUCUCAACUCAAUAGAGCUAUACGCGAAGAGCGUUACCAAGAAGCAGCAUUUUUCCGGGAUAAUGCCGGAGCUGGAUUAGUUGGUUGGUGGUCUGGCAUCUCAAAGGAUAAGAAAGAUCCUCACGGCCUAAUUAUACGAGUAACUGCAGAGCAUGGACGAUAUGUGGCCAGGAGUUAUAGUCCCCGGCAGCUUGCUACAGCUGCAGCUGGCGUUCCGCUGUUUGAGAUAUUUUUAACUGUGACUAAAAAUGGUGAAUACAAACAGCAGGCUGUGUACUUAAAGCGGGGAGGAGUAUUUCCAGAUUCUCCACAAGUUAACUCCACAGCAAUGGACACCUUAUAUCCUUUAGAUUCAACACUUGAAAAGAGUGAUCUAUCUCUUGAAGGUAGUGACGAUACUGAAGAUGGUGAUGAAAUGGAUGAUGAUUUGGAUCUUUCUGAGGGACUCUCUGGAUUUCAGAGCAUCUUAAGAGAUAUGAUUCCUAAUGUGAAGGUCAAGGUUUUGAAAGUGAUCUCACCGGGAAAGGUAGAUCGGGAUUUAAUAUCUAAAGUGAUUGAGCAGAUCAUUGAGGAAGAUGAUGAAGCUAAGGAUAAUGAAAUUGAGAAUUUAGAAACUGAAGACGAGGACGGAGACGAGGAAGAAGACGAGGACGAAGACGAGGAGAAGGUUGAAGGUGAUCAAGAGACAGAUGUGAUUGAACUGGAUGCUGAUCCUGCAAUUAUUCAAAAUGCAGGGAGACAAGAAAUUUCAGUUGAAGUUGUUUUCGGUGGUUUUGGGCAGAAAGUGUCUAACAUCCCACCUAGUAAAAAUUUGCUCCGAGUCCCUGCUAAAAUAGAGAAGAAGGGGCGUUUAUCAUUUUCCUUUACUGUUGAGAAAGAUAUUAAUCAACAGGAUUCUUGUGACAAGGAACAAAGUCCAGGAGAUAAAAAAGCUAAACUUGGAGGUCAACGUAGCAUCAACAAUGUUAUGUUUGAUCUAUCUAAGCUUAUUGGAAAAGAGAAGAUACCAUUGAAGGUACUCAAAGAUGUUGGUGAGUUGAUAAAUCUCGCUCUCAGUCAGGUUCAAAAUCAUCAACCAUUGUCAGGAUCCACUACUUUCAAUCGCAUUGAAAUGCCUGUUUCUCAAGAUCCAUUAAAUGGGCUAUACAUUGGCGCACAUGGGCUAUACACUUCAGAAGUUAUACACCUGAGAUGUAAGUUUGGCCAAUGGAAAGAAGGGAAUGAGACUAAGGAGACCUCAGACCUCAAGUUUUAUGAAUAUGUGGAAGCCUUGAAACUUACUGGGGAUCCUUAUGUGCCAGCUGGCCAGGUGGCAUUCCGUGCAAAGAUUGGGAAAAGAUAUCAGCUUCCUCAUAAAGGGAUCAUACCAGAAGAGUUUGGAGUGGUUGCUCGAUACAAAGGACAGGGGAGGCUUGCUGAGCCAGGGUUUCGUAAUCCUCGAUGGGUUGAUGGUGAACUUGUUAUUCUUGAUGGAAAGUACAUUAAAGGAGGACCUGUUGUUGGGUUUGUUUAUUGGGCGCCAGAGUCUCAUUUCUUGGUGUUUUUUAAUCGAUUGAGGCUUCAAGGCUAAGUUCAUUGUACAGCUUAAGGUUUCUGAUAUGUUUUUCUUCACAAUUUUGUAGGUUUAGAUAUGGAUUACAUCUCCAAAGGACUACAUAUCCAAUGCUUAUUCUACUGACCGCACAUGCAAGCAUGCCGACUCAAAAACGGUUACUGAAAGCUUUGAACUGCAAUAGAGUAGCUGAUGUCUUUCUUUGAUCCUGUUUCUGGAAAAUCAUUUUCUGUCAAUAUGUGUCUAACAUCCAUUGCACUAUCAGUGUUUUCUCUUAAUUAAGAUACACGCAAGUAAUGCUUCUCUGCAGUCUUUCUUCUAGCCUUGCUGUAGUAGUUGAUAUUUAGAGAUGCUAUUAGGACUUGAUAAACAGUUAAUCAUAUACGUGAUGGUCUCAUUCCUGUAUAUAUUAGGGUGGCGUAUAUAAUGUAAAUUAUUAGAAACCAAAGCGUUUUUGGUUUAUUACUUUUGACGUUAUUCCGCUACAUUCUUUCUAAUAGGAUGUCUGCCUUUCUGUUCCUAUAUAUGAUUGCAAAUUU